Messenger RNA from Jatropha curcas, 1903 nucleotides. NCBI's taxonomy places the organism in Eukaryota, Viridiplantae, Streptophyta, Magnoliopsida, Malpighiales, Euphorbiaceae. The record is from RefSeq and is a predicted model, not a curated record.
UAGCGGAUGUGUUUCGUUUUCGGCAUAAGCAAAUUAAAAUGUCUGCUCAAGCUUUAGCAGCUCCUCCUUUAAACCAAAAUACCAGUUCCAAUAUUACUCGGCGCACGGCAAAUUUUUCCCCGGACAUUUGGGGAGAUCGUUUCCUUUCAUAUGCCUCUGAAUUCACGAAUAUCAACAAUGAUAUGGAAGAACAAGUUCAGAGAUUAAAGGAGGAAGUGAGAAGGAUGAUAAUUGCAUCAACUCAUGAACCCUCAAAGGAUUUGAAUCUUAUUGAUUCGAUCCAACGCUUAGGUGUGGCUUACCAUUUUGAAAAUGAGAUUGAGGAAGCAUUGCUCCAUAUUCUUUGCUCUACAGAUAAUUAUAAUGACCUUCACAGUGCUGCUCUACGCUUUCGAUUACUUAGACAACAGGGUUUCAAUGUCUCUUGUGAUGUGUUUAACAAGUUCAGGGAUAGCAAUGGGCAGUUUAAUGAAACACUUAAGAAUGAUAUACAAGGAAUAUUAAGCUUAUAUGAAGCUGCAUAUCUCAGAGUCCAUGGAGAAGAUAUACUAGAGGAAGCGCUUGCCUUUUCUACAGUUCAUCUUAAGUCCAUAGCUAAUGCCCAUACGCGAUCUCCUUUUGCUGCACAAGUAAGUCGUGCAUUAAAGCAACCAAUACGCAAGGGCUUGCAAAGGCUGGAGUCAAGGCAUUAUAUCUCCAUGUACCAAGAAGAUGCUUCCCACAAUGAAGUACUACUGACCUUUGCAAAGUUGGAUUUUAACGUCUUGCAAAAAUUGGAUUUUAACGUCUUGCAAAUGAUGCAUCGGGAGGAGUUGAGAUAUAUCUCAAAGUGGAGGAAAGAUUUAGACUUCAAAACAAAGCUCCCCUUCGUACGCGACAGAGUGGUAGAGUGCUACUUCUGGACAAUAGGAGUGUAAUUUGAGCCCAAUAUAGCCCAAUAUAGUCUUGCCAGAAGGUUUUUAACCAAAGUAAUUGCAAUAUCAUCAGUUAUAGAUGAUAUAUAUGAUGCAUAUGGUACACUUGAAGAACUUAUAAUCUUUACCAGUGCAAUUCAAAGGUGGGACAUUGCUUGCAUGGAUCAACUCCCAGAGUACAUGAAAUUGUGUUACAAGGCAUUUUUAGAUAUUUAUGACGAAAUGGAGAGAGAGUUAUCCGAGCAAGGAAGUUCUUCCUACAUUCACUAUGCCAAAGAUGAAAUGAAGAAAUUAGUCCAAGCCUACUUAGUUGAAGCCAAUUGGAUGAGUAGAGAUUAUAUACCAACAAUGGAUGAGUACAUGAGCAUCGCCCUAGUAACUGGUGGUUACCCUCUUCUUACAACCACAUCUUUUAUUGGCAUGGGAGAUAUUUCAACAAAGGAUGUGUUUGACUGGUCUUCUAAUGGCCCUAAAAUUGUUAGAGCUGCAUCUGUUAUUGCCAGGCUCAUGGAUGAUAUUGUUUCUCAUGAGUUUGAGCAAGCAAGAGGACAUGUUGCCUCUGCUGUUGAGUGCUACAUGAAGCAAAAUGGAGUAUCAGAAGAAGCAACACGAGAUGAGUUCAAUAAACAAAUAGUUAGUGCUUGGAAGGACAUUAACGAGGCAUGUCUUAAACCCACUGAAGUACCACUGCCAAUUCUUACACGUGUAGUUAAUCUUGCACGUGUUAUGGACUACCUAUACAAGGACGGGGAUGAAUAUACUCACACAGGAGAAUUGAUGAAAAGUAGCAUUACAUCGGUGUUCAUAGAUCCUGUGCAAAUAUGAUCUUACAAGAGGAGUUUACCUAUUUUCUAUUUCCUACUCUAUUGUAUCUGAAGUGUAUGAUACAAUCAUACAUUGAUUUAUGCCUCAAAAGUCAAAAAAACUAUGUUUAAUAAGGAGGGGAUUUGAAAAAAUGAAGUUUCUCUUAUGAUAUUUUAUUUACUUAA